AUGUCAGCGAAAAGAGGUCGUGGUGGUGUUGGUGGUGGUAAAUUUCGUAUCUCACUUGGUUUACCAGUUGGUGCUGUUAUCAAUUGUGCCGAUAAUACAGGUGCCAAAAAUUUAUUUGUUAUUUCGGUCAAAGGUUUCGGUUCCCGACUUAAUCGAUUACCAGCUGCUUGCGUUGGUGACAUGAUCAUCUCAACCAUCAAGAAAGGUAAACCUGAUUUACGUAAAAAAGUUAUGCCCGCCGUGGUUAUUCGACAACGUAAACCAUUUCGCCGAAAGGAUGGUACAUUUAUCUAUUUUGAAGAUAAUGCCGGUGUUAUUGUCAAUAACAAAGGUGAAAUGAAAGGUUCAGCUAUAACAGGACCCGUAGCAAAAGAAUGCGCUGAUUUAUGGCCACGUAUCGCUGCUAAUGCACAAUCUGUGGCUUAA
Rotaria sp. Silwood2 is the source of this 426-nucleotide messenger RNA. Lineage: Eukaryota; Metazoa; Rotifera; Eurotatoria; Philodinida; Philodinidae. The record is from the annotation of a GenBank genome assembly.